CCUAGAUGACGACGAUGCGUGGAAUGGCUGGAGCAAGCCCAAAACCACCGAGUUCGAUGACGCAGUUGCCAAGGUCAACGAGCGCGGCUGGCUCACCGGUGAUUGGUACCAGGGUAUUACGGACGUGGUCAAGUUGACUCAGCGCAGCCAGGUUGAUGACAUCGACAUGGUUGACGAGGAGGCGAUGCCCACGGUGCAGAUCAAACGAGCAGACACGAUGUUUCAAGACAAGUACGAUUUCCUCAGCGAAACGAAACGCGCCGAUCACAGAGUUUGGAAAGAUGAGAUGCUCGCCAAAAUUGUUCAAUUGACGGCGACAGGCGCCGCCGCCAUGGAACUAGAUACAAAAUGAAGGAUCCAAAGACCAGCUUCUCGGCCAUAUUAUAUACGUAUCAACCAUUCCCCUCAUUUCCCCCUCAUGUUUUCCAGGCCAAGAUCGAUGUGGCGCGGGUCAUCACAGCAAUGCAAGAGUCGUUUACUUGCGGGCAGCACCAGAAGCGGUGGCUCGGGCCUUGGUGAUGAAAGAAGAGAUGCCAGAAGGAGCACCCUCACCGCCACGGCCACCAGCGCCAGGAGUCUGCUGGCCACCGAAGCCACCAGUGGGAGUACCAGUGGGUCGGGUGAAGCUGCCAGUGAAGUCGCCACCGAAGCCGCCAGCACCGGGAGUGUGGUCGCCGUGACCGCCAGCGCCGGGAGUGUGGUGACCGCCCUGGCCGCCGAAUCCACCAGUGGGAGUGCCAGUGGGCAUGACGAAGCUGCCGGUGAAGUCACCACCGCCGGGAGUCUCGACGGCAGCAGCGUUGAAGCCACUGUCAGUCUCGUCAGCACCGCCGAAGCCAGCGCCGGGAGUGCCAGUGGGCAUGCCACUGAAGUCGCCGCCAGCACCAGGAGUGUGGUGGCCGCCAAAGCCUCCGUUACCGGGAGUGUGGUGGCCACCGCGGCCGAAACCGCCGGUGGGGGUGCCAGUGGGCAUGGCGAAGCUGCCGGUGAAGUCGCCGGUGAAGUCGCCGCCAGCACCGGGGGUCUGCUCAGCGUCGUCGCCCUGCUGUCUCUUGCUGAAGAGGCCACCGAAAAUGCCGCUGGGGAGGCCGGUCGGGAUACCGGUCGGGAUACCGGAGGGGAGAUCACCGAAACCACCAGGAGUACCAAUGGCGGUAGGGAUGCUCAUGGGGAGGUCACCGCUGCCAGAGCCGGGAGUCUCGAUAGCAGCAGCGUCGAAGCCGGAGCCGGGAGUCUGCUGACCACCCUGGCCGAAGCCACCGGUGGGAGUGCCAGUGGGCACGCCGGUGGGCAUGCCGCUAAAGUCGCCGCCAGCACCGGGAGUGUGCUGGCCACCGAAGCCGCCGUUACCGGGAGUGUGCUGGGCGCCGUUGCCACCGAAGCUGGGAGUCUGGGCACCGACGGGCUGAGCCAUGGCGCGGGCAGAGAUGGCCAAAGCCAUAGUAAGGAGGGACAGAACAGCCAUUGCGGAUGAAGGAAUGUUGAAACUUGAGGUCGGUAUGGGAAAAGAUUGAAAAGGCUGUACAAAAGACGGAUCACAGAUCAACUGCAGGUCCUGAGAUUGAAAGAAAGAAGCG
Molecule: messenger RNA, 1577 nt
Organism: Ilyonectria robusta
Lineage: Eukaryota; Fungi; Ascomycota; Sordariomycetes; Hypocreales; Nectriaceae
Exons: 1
Coding region: 419-1474 (351 amino acids)
Source: RefSeq, a predicted model, not a curated record